Messenger RNA from Phoenix dactylifera (date palm), 2138 nucleotides. Its product is annotated as putative protein S-acyltransferase 7. Gene Ontology annotation, molecular function: protein-cysteine S-palmitoyltransferase activity. The record is from RefSeq and is a predicted model, not a curated record. NCBI's taxonomy places the organism in Eukaryota, Viridiplantae, Streptophyta, Magnoliopsida, Arecales, Arecaceae. Gene Ontology annotation, biological process: peptidyl-L-cysteine S-palmitoylation; protein targeting to membrane. Gene Ontology annotation, cellular component: endoplasmic reticulum; Golgi apparatus.
GCGAGAAAAUUCACACGGCCGAGCUCUCCUGCUCUCUCUCAAUUAACUUGUCGGAGACGGAAAAGCGGAGUUCGGCGGCGGCGGUGGCGGCGGAAGAGAGGGAGGAGAAGGAGAGGAAGGGUUGUGACGGAAGAGAUCGCGGACGUCCGGGCGGCCUGAGGCCGGGAUCCGACGGUACACCGGAGGGCAGCGAUCAUUGUGGGGAGAGAGCAGAGACCCUAGGAAAGACCCCCUCUUUAUUGUCAUCCCUCUGUGCGUGCACUCCGUGUAUCCAAGGUUUCCAGCGGGCGGAAGAGGAGGAGGAGAGGCGCCGGCGAGGAGGAAUGUACGUGGCCCCAUCUACCCGGGACCCGGAUCCGUCCGCCGCGGGGCCCCGGCGAGGAGGAAUGUACGUGGUCCCAUCUACCCGGGACCCGGAUCGGUCCUCCGCGGCCGCGGCGGAUGGCGAGGCGCCGAGGGUUUACGAGGUCUGGAAGGGCAGCAACAAAUUUUUUCUUGGAGGGAGGUUUAUCUUCGGACCUGAUGCAAGAUCACUGUUUCUCACGAUGUUCCUCAUUAUUGUACCCAUGUCAAUUUUUUGCGUAUUUGUCGCUAGAAAACUAAUGGAUGAUUUUUAUCAUCAUUCGGGAAUUUCGAUAAUGGUAAUAGCUGUUGCUUUCACACUAUAUGAUAUAGCUCUUCUACUUCUUACAUCUGGUAGAGAUCCGGGUAUAACACCUCGCAAUGCACAUCCUCCAGAACCUGAAGGCUAUGAUGGUAAUACUGAAGUUGGGGGUAGUCAAACUCCACAUUUACGUUUACCUCGAAUGAGAGAUGUUGUUGUCAAUGGGAUCACUGUGAAGAUCAAAUACUGUGAUACAUGCAUGCUCUAUCGACCUCCUCGCUGUUCUCACUGCUCAGUCUGCAACAACUGCGUGGAACGUUUCGACCAUCACUGCCCAUGGGUUGGGCAAUGCAUAGGGCUUCGAAACUACCGUUUCUUUUAUAUGUUUGUCUUCUCAACAACUCUACUCUGCAUCUUUGUUUUUGGAUUCUGCUGGGUGUAUGUAAUUAGAAUCAAGAAUGCUGAGCAAAUAUCUAUCUGGAGAGCAUUGAUCAAGACUCCAGCUUCCAUUGUUUUGAUAAUCUAUACUUUUUUAUCUAUGUGGUUUGUCGGCGGCCUAUCUGUCUUCCAUUUAUAUCUCAUGAGUACAAACCAGACUACUUAUGAGAACUUCAGAUAUCGUUAUGACCGGCGAGAUAACCCAUACAACAGAGGAGUGGUGGCAAACUUCAAAGAAAUUUUCUUCACAAGCAUUCCUCCUUCAAAGAACAAAUUCCGGGCAAGAGCGCCACAAGAACAGGGAUUUCAAUCAAGAUCGCUGGGCGGAGGUUUUAUUAGCCCAAACAUGGGGAUACCGGUUGGUGAUCUUGAGAUGGGCAGGAAGCCUGGGACAUGGGAUGAAGCAAGGAUUGGGGCAGAUGUUAAUGAUUUACAAGGUCUGAGUGACACUGCUACUUUGGAUGGCAAGAAUGGUGGCUUUGGUGAUGCGUCCCCAGAUUUAAGCAGGCAGACCAGCCUGACAGAGGGUUUGCAAGGGCAUGCAGCAUUACACCCAAGGCGGCCGAGUUGGGGACAUAGAAGUGCAAGCUGGGAGAUGCCACAGGAAGUAUUGGCUCUGGCAGCUGGAGCUGGGGAAUCAAAUCAAGCAGGUAGAGGCAAAGUGAGUGCAGGAAAUCAGUAAGGUUCUUGCACCGAGACAUGAACCAAAGGGAGUGCAGGAAAUUGGUGAGGUUUCUGCACCUGAAUUCAGGGAUGUAAUGCAAGCCAAGCAGGUAGUGCAGUUAAUAAGGCAGGCCUGAAGCUUCCCAUAUUGUUCUUAUCUGUGGCCACUUGGGGAAGGAUCACUGUUUUGCUUGAUGGAUACCGUGAUCUUGUCUCUUUUCAAUUUCCUUUCUUCUUGGUUCUUGUUGCAGCUUGUGUUAUGGUUUUGAUUUGUGAAGUCAUUCUUUGUCGAGACUGGAAUCUAAAUUUGGUUUGAGUGGUGUAUAGAUCAAUGGAGUGGUGAUUCAGAAAAAUAAAAGAGCUUGUAUUGUUUGGUCAAUUAUUGGGUGUGGUUGAACAAAGCGAUAUCUUAUAAUCUAUGUUUGGUUUGAAA